CGUGCAAGCAUGCGCGUGGCGCGAGCUAGGGAAUUCAAUGGUCGCACUUGAUCAGAACCAACUGCCGCCACAGCUUUCGCGUUAAUCAAGAGAGCCAUCUUGUUCGCCCUUGGACAUCGCGCCUUGCGUGCGAGAAGGACAUCGGCUGUUCGUCGUAAGACCGCCGCGCAAGAUGAACCGCGGCAAGGCAAACACAAGCAGCGCACGGCCACCGUCCAAGGUGGCUGCGAGCCACAGCCAGCGUAGUUUGGGCAAGACUUCCCAAUCCAGUCGCCCGAAUCCGCCCGGCCUGACACAGAGAAAGGUCUCCGCCUCUUCCAAGUCAUCCACGUCCUCCAGUAAGAGCGCGUCUUCGCGGAGGGGCACCGAGACCGACACCAAAGGAACAACGUUCGCGGCUUCUUCGAAGGCCAGCGCCAGGAGGAAGACCAUGACGACGACGAAGACCAGCGGCGAUCCUUCGCCAGCUCACUGGGCCGAGAGUCAACGUCCAGGGCCCGUCACGGUCACGCAGCACGCAACGACCAACGCCGACGAUGCCAAGAAGCCGGUUGACUCGAAGCCUACGAAGAAGGCUGCCGCGAAGAGCCACCAUUCGGAGGGAGCUGCAUUACAUCCCGAAGCAGAACAUCCCAACCACGUUACUUCCAAGGUCUUGCGAAAAAGCAUCGAUGUCGGCAAGACCAAGAGUCAGCGUGACGCCACGAAGGAUGACUUGGGAAAACCCGCUUCGGACAAGACAUCCGUCUCUGAAGUCGACAAGUCUGGCAAGGCGGACAAAGGGAAGACUUCAGUGGAGAGCAAGUCGCCCAUACGCAGGAUGUCAUUGCUGAAGACUAUACUAAAGCGCAAAUCGCUCGCGGUCCUGAAUGCCGCCGGUGAAGCGCUGACCAUGCAUACACCAUCGAGGACGCGUCCUGAGAAGCCCAAGUCUCCGGUACAUGCGGCAGCCCCCGACAAGCCGGAAACUACGUUCAACGCUAGGGCUUCUCUUGCAAAAAUUUCAGCUAUGAAUGAGGAAAGCGGCCACAGCGAGCUGGACAGCCAGCAGCAGCGAUGCCUGGCUCUGGGUGGAGCGCUCUCGCUCACGCUGCUGAUGAUCAUCUUCUUCAGCGUCGUCAGCUACAUCCUGCGCAGCAGAAACCCAAUCAUCCCAGUGGCCUGCCAAACGGCCGAGUGUGUCGCCGCCAAGGAGUACGUCGAAGGACUGCUCGGGGACCCCAAGCUCCGGUGCGCGAACUUCUACAAUUACGUGUGCGGGCAAUUCAUCACGAACCGCUCGAGCGUGAGCGCCGGCGCCUUGGAGAUCGUGCACAACCGGCUGCUCGCGGACCAGCACAGGAGGCCGGACAAGAUGGGCGGCCACGUGGCGGCACGCGUGUACAGCAGCUGCCUGCAGUUCGUCGAUCUGCGCGAGACGCCGGCCGCCGCGAUGCGGGAGGCGUGCAGGACCAUCAACUCUGAGCAGCUGCGCGCGGCCACCACUUUCGCGGAGAUCGUCAAGGUUUUGGCCAGCGUCUCUCUCCAGCGGGGUCUGCACACCGUGCUCGAGAUUGGUCUCGUGAACUACACAAAUCCCGGGAAUGUCUCGCUGCGCUUUUCCCCGGGCAGAUCUAUCCAGCGCAAGUUCAACAAGGACAACCACGGCGACCUGGAGCGGAACCUGAAAGCCGCGUUUGCUUGGGCGCCUGAGGUCAACACGACUGCAGCCGUGAACCUCGUGUUGGCCCUCGACAAACGCGUCGAAGAAGCGUUCGCCGCCGGCGCGCGACACGGCGACGAAGAGAAUAUGACGCUGCGCAGUUUUGUCCACGACCUCAUUCCCGCUGUCACCACGGAGGAGUGGGUGUCUGCCUUGACGGCCGCGAACCCCGACUCCUUCGUCGCGAGCCCCGAGACUCCGUGCUUCGUCACGGCCCUGGGCGGCGUUCGCGACGCCUUUCGCCAGCUGGUCGCGGUCGGCGUCCACAAGGCCGCCUCCUACCUCGCGGCGAACCUCGAGGCAGAGGUCGCCCUCUUCGAGGAUGCGAGGCAGAACCUAAGGUCGGACGCAGCUGCUAAACACCGCUUCUGCCUCGACGCGACACGCCGCUGCAUGGCCUCCGCCUGGCAUCCUUUGGCCGCGAAGAUCCUGCAAACCUCCGGCCAAUACAGCGUUGUCAAGGACAUGUACGGCACGCUGCGCCACGUCUUCAGCUCCGGCAGACGCAGGCCCCUGUUCACCUGGCUAGAGCCGAAGGUGCACGCCGCGGCAAUCAAGCGGCUCGACCGCACCUCGGUGACCGUGAUUGGCGCCGAAGAGGAGUCCCAGGGCGUUGCCGCCGACUACGCCGGCUUCACGCCCACCGUGACUGAGCCGAAGGAUUUCGUUGACGGAUACUUGAGCACCCGGAGACAGACCCAGAAGAUGCAAAUAGCGGCGCCUCCGGCACGUAGGCAGGUAGUGUACGCGAACAUGGAGCUCACCGGCACUGCCUUUUACGAUUCCGGGCUACGCGCCAUCGUGCUGCCCCCAGUCUUGCUGACAGAGCCGUACUUCUACGGCAGCGUGCUGCCGUUGCAGUUCAACUACGCCACUGUCGGAGCCGUGCUGGCUGUCAGGAUGGCCCAGGUCAUCGGCACGGAAGUGCCGACUGGCAACGGCAAAAGUGGCCAGGACAAUCCAAGGGCCCAUUGGAGCGAGACGGCUUUGAGCAACUUCCAAAAGAGCGUCCAGUGCCUCCAGGAGCUGCGUCAAAAUCUUUCCCUUCCCGCCAGUCCAACCAACUCGCGGCGGGAGCAGGAAAGCAUCUUGCUUGCCUGGAUGCAGGGGCUGCGUGCGGCGUACGAGGCGCUCCUGAUCUGGUUCACCCAGGAGUCCGGUGACCCCGACGUCUUCAGCCGCUACUGGCAGGCCGCGCAGGUGCUGUUCUUCGCGCGCUUCUGCUUGCUGUCGUGCGGCGACGGUGGCGACGCACAGCGGCGCGACACGAGCGCCUCGCACGUGGCGCUGCGCGACCGCUGCCUGCUUCCCCUGCACAACAUGCGGCAGUUCGCCGAGGCGUUCGAGUGCACCGCCAGCGAGAGGUUCGUGGUCGGCCAUUGCAAGCUCUGAGGCCAACUGUGCGAAGGCGGCAAACGCUGCUUCGAUGCGUGUAGCGCGGUGGCCGGUGUUUGUGUAGUAGAAGCCGCCACGUGCCUUUAACGAAGCCUCUCCGCAGACUGCAGCUGCACAUGUGCAUUAUGUGUGGCGCCAGGCGUUGUACUGUUCUGAGGAAUUGUACUGUUCUGUAGUGUAAGAUUUAGUCUUUCUUGUUGUCGUUCAUAUUUCUUUUUUAAAUGCCAGUGUUCGAUACCCGCAGUUAGUUACGCCAUCGCAAUAUUUAUAAUUACGUACACUUUGAAACUAGCAGUAUGUCACGUGGCAAUUGGUAUUAAUCCUAAGCAUGCCGAAUCCUAUAAUGAUCGUGUUGCUUGACGUGCCUUCCAUAUACUAAAGCGAUCGGUGUUGGAAAGAGAAUAGUUGUGUACAGACGCAGUUGCGUCUGUGCUUUCGGGUGAUUGCAUUGAGUGAUAGGACGAUGAUAUACAGUGCUAACGCUACAUGUAUUGCACGUUAACGGGCACAUCAGACACUGCCUCACGAUUUUCGCGUAAUUAAAAUGCAUAUAUGCGGCUGUUUGUAUCCAA
Messenger RNA from Dermacentor albipictus, 3669 nucleotides. RefSeq names its product neprilysin-1-like. The record is from RefSeq and is a predicted model, not a curated record. Gene Ontology annotation, molecular function: metalloendopeptidase activity. Gene Ontology annotation, cellular component: plasma membrane. Gene Ontology annotation, biological process: protein processing. Lineage: Eukaryota; Metazoa; Arthropoda; Arachnida; Ixodida; Ixodidae.